Messenger RNA from Thalassophryne amazonica, 3848 nucleotides. RefSeq names its product zinc finger and BTB domain containing 2b (gene zbtb2b). Gene Ontology annotation, cellular component: nucleus. Bases 318 to 1895 code for a protein of 525 amino acids. NCBI's taxonomy places the organism in Eukaryota, Metazoa, Chordata, Actinopteri, Batrachoidiformes, Batrachoididae. Gene Ontology annotation, biological process: regulation of transcription by RNA polymerase II. Gene Ontology annotation, molecular function: protein binding; RNA polymerase II cis-regulatory region sequence-specific DNA binding; DNA-binding transcription factor activity, RNA polymerase II-specific. The transcript has 4 exons. The record is from RefSeq and is a predicted model, not a curated record.
UUGAGUUUGAGCAUGCGGAAGCGGGAGGCGGUAGCCAGCAGCAUGUCGAAGAUCUCAGCCAUGCCCUCGACGCAGUCGCCUUCACUCCUGGAGAGCAGACACCAAAGAAAUCAUCAGCCAGAGUCAUGUGAUUGUAACGUAAAACCUAGAACCGGAAAACACCGACGGACGACCCUCUCCGCCGCCAACGAAACGCUGCGUUGAGCAGCGAGCAGCAGAAGCAGCUGCGAGCCCAGAGAGGACGGACGAGUCCCCGGUAAACAAACGAGCGGCGACACGGCAAACUCCACGGCUCGAAACGGAGCGCAGCCUGAAGAAUGGAGUUGGCCAACCAUGGUCUUAUCCUGCUGCAGCAGUUGAACGCUCAAAGGGAGUUUGGCUUCCUGUGCGACUGCACCGUGGCCAUCGGAGACGUCUUCUUCAAAGCGCACAAAGCCGUGCUGGCUGCUUUCUCCAACUACUUCAGGAUGCUCUUCAUUCACCAGGACAGCGACUGUGUGCGCCUGAAGGCCGCCGAUAUCCAGCCGGAUAUCUUCAGCUACCUCCUCAACCUGAUGUACACAGGCAAGCUCGCACCCCAGCUGAUUGAUCCCGCCCGCCUGGAGCAGGGGGUUCGAUUCCUGCACGCCUACCCGCUCUUGCAGGAGGCCAGCCAGUCCGCCUACUCACAGCCCGAGCAAAGCGCGAGCCUCUCCUCAUCCCUCUACGGCAUUCAGAUAUCCGAACAGCAGUCCGCCUUGUCGGCCGGAUCGCUCAAUCGGCGCCAGCUCUCCUCGCCGUGUGACGCAGAGCGGCCCAGCCCAUUCGCCACGGCCGAGUACGCGGUUGCGUACGCUAACGCCUUCCUCUCCAAAGUGGCUUCCUCGCCCUCAGAGGCCGAGGCGUUGACCAGCAGCGCACAGCCAAUGGUUGAGGAAGAUAAAAGUGAUGUGCAAACUGCGGAUGGUUCCUCGGGUAACGCCAUCCUGCAUGUUAAGCCCAGCAUCAUGAAGAGGAGCGCCUCGUUUCGCAAGCAUUACUCCUGUCACCUGUGCAGGAGUCGAUUCAAUCAGAGAAGCCUGUUGAGGGAGCACCUCCUCCAGCACACCCAGGCAUUGCAGCAAACGCCGUCUGAGUCGAGCAACCCCCUCUCUCCGGUGUUAAGUGGAGAACACAGCAUGCUGGAGGCAGAGGCGGUCCUGAAGGGAAACAACGCCACGCACACUCUCUCGGCUGGCGCCACGUCGGUCGAGAUAAUCAGCGACGGCGAGCAAGCGCCUGCCUCGGGUACCAACUCGGACUCUCCGCGGGCAGAGGUGAGCACGUCCAGCUGGAGCAUAGGAGGUUUGAACUCCCAAGCGGACACGCCGCCGCCAUCGGACAUCGCGGACAUUGACAACCUGGAGGGCACCGACCUGGACCGAGAAGUAAAGCGGCGCAAAUACGAGUGCUCCACCUGCGGGCGCAAGUUCAUCCAGAAGAGCCACUGGCGCGAGCACAUGUACAUUCACACGGGCAAGCCCUUCAAGUGCAGCGCGUGCGGCAAGAGCUUCUGCCGCGCCAACCAGGCGGCCCGCCACGUGUGCCUGAACCAGGGGGCCGACUCCUACACGGUGGUGGACCGCCAGAGCAUGGAGCUGUGCGCGGCAGGCGAAGACAGCAGCCAGAUGGAGGCGCUGUUCAUGGGCUCCUCGAAGCCUUACAAGUGUAACAUUUGCGAGACGACCUUCUCCAGUCCGAGCGAAGUGAUGAAGCACCUGUGCUUCAGCCAGGGUGCGCUAGCGGGGCUGCAGGGGAGCGUGGGGUCGUCGAUGCUGCUCCAGCCCGAAGAGUUUCCCAAAGAUGAAGGCUCAGACUUGUCGAAUUCUGGUACUGUUCUAGAAAAUAUAAAGACUGAAGAGAUUCUUGUAGAGUAGUGCCAAGGCGGGUUACUUAGCGCAUCGCUAAAACGUAAGCUAAAUGAAAAUAGUCAGGGUGUGUAUGUUGGAUCUUCUCUUUCUUGCCUUUUUUGUUUGUUUGUUUUUGUUUUGUUGAGGGGAUUUUUUUUUUUUGAGGAGGGUGAAGUUUAAAUUAUACAUGUUCCUCUUUUUCAGCGUUUUGAAACACCAGCGAGGGACGAAGUGUUAACUGUCACCCGUUUUCACGCCGCCGUCGUCGCCCCACACAGUCAGUUUUCUGCUUGAAAGUUGCCGUUGACUGUGGUCAGGGUGCACAAAGAAAGACAGGCUUUCCGUUUUAAAGGAAGAGGAAGUUGAAACUGUUCCGGAGGAGGCGGUGCGCUGUGGGAGGCAGUGGUUGGGUUUGAGAGUAGAAAGCGGUGCACAGUUUUUUUUUUUUUUUUUGUUCCUUUCUAUAACCCUCCUCCCAUUCAAAGUCAUGAAACAGGCAAAAAAAAAAAAAGGAACGAGUCCUGGAAUAAGCUCACAGGCUGCUAUGCAGGAGCAAAGUCACAUCUUCCAUUUAGUGAAUUUUCUGAAAAGGAACUUUGUGUCUUCCUGAGUAAUCAGGUUUUUUUGUUUGUUUGUGUGUUUGUUUUGUGAUUAGGAUUUCGUAUGUCCUGACUUAAAGAAGGACUGCUGCUCGAAACUGUUUGAGUUGACCACAACUGUAAUCUGAAGCGGAAAGCUAGCGCUACUGUGUUGUCAUGGUUACAGCUGUGCUCAUUUGUCAUUAGUUUCAGGAGACAUUUAAAAAAAAAAAGAAGUUACAGCAGUUUGAAUUUAUUCCUAAAUUUUGCCUUCAUAAUUUUGCUUACGGCACUGUGUUUACAGUGAAAACAUGAUAGACAGUUUUUUUUUAAAAGGUGUUAUUAAUGGAGAACUUUAAAGAUACAGUGUGCAGGAUUUAGUGUCAUCUAGUGGCGAGGUUGCACAUUGCAUUAUAGCAUCGUGGGUCACAAUUUUGUUUCCCUGUCAGGUUUGGCAAUGGGGAAUUGUGUUUUUUUUUUUUUUUUUUUUUUUUUUUGCCUUUUUGUGAUAAGCAAUAUAAAAGAGUCCCCCUUUUAAUAAAAAAAACAAAGAGGGUUCUCAAACUUGUUAAUGUGCACCAGCACAGUCCUCCAGCCAUGCUGCAAAAAUCUAAAAAAAUGGAGCACCAGCACAGUCCUCCAGCCAUCCUGCAAAAAUCUAAAAAAAUGGAGUAAGUAGGUCCCUUUUGGGCUCCUGUGUGGCUCAUGAAACACAUCAGUUUGUUGUUCCAGGUAAUUUAUAUCCUAAUGAACAGAUGGUUAUGAAUGCAGUCUUCCAUUUCUGCUAAUAAACACUACUAAAUCCUGCACACUGUAGCUUUAAAUAUGAUAAUUUGGUUUAACAACAGGAUUUAUAUCAGGGAAGAGUACCAAUUUGAUCUUUUUACUGUCUGAGCUUUAAUACUUGUAAAAUGUUGAGAACAUAAAUUUUGUUCCCUUCUGAUAUUUGUACUGAGGACUGACCUUUUGUUUUUUGGCUCAUUAAGUGCAAAUUCAAAUCUUAUUUUCUGUAUUUUCCAUUGGUUUGGCCAGUCCUUGUUAUAACGUGAUACAAUAAGUCAUGGAUGCAGCAGGAAUUAUUUAUAGGAAAACGCGGUGAUCUCAAGAAGACACGUGGCGGUGGGGGAAGUCUGUCGGCUUCUAACACAAAUCAGUUUUGCUCUUUUUUAUGUUUGCAGGUGAAAUGACAGGCUGAUUAUAUCUGUGUACGUGACAGAACACGGAAGCACUCCCGACACAGGCAGGGCGUGCACUCUGGAGACGUAAAAGAUGCCGUUUAUUGAUAAAACCUUGAAACGGUGUCAACACCUUGGAAUAACAGGAAUCCUUUCUAUAGACUACUGAUGACUGAAAAUUGUGAAAAGUUUCCUUAUAAUUGUCCAAUAAAUGUGAAGCAAGAAAA